AUGGAUUCAUCAAAUACAUUUAUUGAAAUUUUCAAACGUAACAAAGCAGUUGAUACAAAUUCAAUUCCAUCUGAAGUUGAUAUUCAUUUAACAUCACAUGGUAGUUCAUGGUUAUGGGCUGCUUUUGCAUUGUUUGCCCUUUUUGCAAUUGUUCAUGGUUUUAUUUAUUCAUUAGUUUCAGUUCGUAAAUCUGGUCUAAAAAAAGCAUUAUUGACAAUUCCACUAUUUACUAAUUCAGUUUUGGCUUUUGCUUACUAUACUUAUGCUUCAAAUUUAGGUUAUACAUGGAUUCAAACUGAAUUUCAUCAUGUUACAACUGAUUUAGGUUAUGAUAAUAGACAAAUUUUCUACUUAAAAUUUGUUGCUUAUUUUUUAGCUUGGCCAUUAGUUUUAACCUUAUUUUUAAUUAAUACAAAUACUUUAUUAAGUGAAGAUCAUGAAGAUUUAAUUAAAAAAUUUAUAACAAUUAUAUCACAAAUUUUUACAAGAGUUUUAGCAAUUGAAGUUUUUGUAUUGGGUUUAUUAAUCGGUGCUUUAAUUAGAACAAGUUAUAAAUGGGGUUAUUUUACAUUUGCAGUUGUUGCUCAAUUAUUUGUAAUUUAUCUUGUUUGUUAUGAUUUAAAUAGAUCAUUUGCAAGUGCAAAUAGAAAUUUGUUGGCAAAUUUAAUAAUUAUAUUCACUGUAAUUCCAUGGAUUUUAUAUCCUGUUGCUUGGGGUUUAUCUGAAGGUGGUAAUGUAAUUCAACCAGAUUCAGAAGCUGUCUUUUAUGGUAUUUUAGAUUUGAUUACUUUUGGUAUUGUACCAAUUUGUUUAACUUGGAUUGCAAUUAAUGAUAUUGAUGAAGAUUUUUUUACCAAAAUCUGGCAUUUCCAUUUAAGAGAUGGUGGUAGAGCUGAUGUUGUUGAUGAAAAAGAAGUUGUUGAAGAAACUCCAAGACAUUCUGGUGACACUGCUGUUCCUCCAAGUGGAGUACCUGUUACUGCUGAAGAACCACUUCGUGAAGAAACUGUUUAA
Messenger RNA from Insectozyma verbasci, 1014 nucleotides. Lineage: Eukaryota; Fungi; Ascomycota; Pichiomycetes; Serinales; Debaryomycetaceae. The record is from the annotation of a GenBank genome assembly.